Molecule: messenger RNA, 3556 nt
Organism: Chroicocephalus ridibundus (black-headed gull)
Lineage: Eukaryota; Metazoa; Chordata; Aves; Charadriiformes; Laridae
Gene: FHIP2A
Product: FHF complex subunit HOOK interacting protein 2A
Exons: 18
Coding region: 13-2703 (896 amino acids)
Source: RefSeq, a predicted model, not a curated record
CUUCGAUCGACAAUGCCAAGGGCACGGCCGGGCGGCAGGACGACGCUCCCGGCUGCCCGGGCCCACGGCCCCGGGCGGAGCGGGCCGAGCCUCCCCGCGGCGCAGGUUGCUGCGUGCGGGGGGUGGCGGCCCCUGCAGGCCGCGCCGGGGCGGACACCCGGAGCCUCGGCAGCCGGCGCCGCAGCCCGGCGGUGUCAGUGCCACGGUGUCCGCCGGGGAGCGAGAGGCAGAGUCGGCGGCCGCCCGCCCGCCCCAUCCAUCCCCGCGGCCAGGCCGCCGCAUGCAGCCCUCACCCUGGAGCGGCGGCGGCGGAUCGAGGAGCUCUCGCGGUCCUCCCGGCAGCGGCUGCUCCAGUCGCGGGACAGGAUGUUCUCCAAGUUCACCUCCAUCCUGCAGCACGCCGUGGAGGCGCUCGCACCUUCCCUUCCACUACAAGAAGAUUUCGUUUACCACUGGAAAGCAAUCACCCAUUACUACAUAGAGACAUCAGAUGACAAAGCUCCCGUGACUGAUACCAACAUUCCUUCUCACCUGGAACAGAUGUUGGAUAUUCUAGUUCAAGAAGAAAAUGAGAGAGAAUCAGGCGAAACAGGACCAUGUAUGGAAUAUUUGCUACAUCACAAGAUUUUGGAGACACUCUACACACUAGGAAAAGCUGAUUGUCCUCCAGGAAUGAAACAGCAAGUUUUGGCUUUUUAUACAAAACUUCUUGGAAGAAUACGGCAACCUCUUCUUCCCCACAUAAAUGUGCAUAGGCCAGUGCAGAAAUUAAUCAGGCUGUGUGGUGAAGUUCUGGCAACACCAACAGAAAAUGAAGAAAUUCAGUUUCUCUGCAUAGUAUGUGCAAAGCUGAAACAGGAUCCAUACCUGGUCAACUUCUUCCUUGAGGUCAUUCAGGAUCCUGUUUUGCGCGUUUACAAGAGGCAGAGUAAGUUAAAAGCAAUGGCUUCCAAGGGAUCAGCAGGUAUAAUCACAGAAGACAUGCUAAAAGGCCAAGACUCUUUGACAACAGACACAGGACAGCCCCUUCAGCCUGAAGAAAUACCUAGUGCCUCUGGAGCGGAGCAGAUGGAGAAGGAAGAUGACCUCCCUCAACAGGCGGACGAUCUCUCUUUCAGUCUGGAUGAACUAAAUGUCACAUCAUCACCCGAGUCCUCCACUGUUUGUCCAAAUCAAGACUAUAAUUUAGUGAAUUCUCUACUAAACCUCACCAAAAGUCCCGACGGCCGGAUAGCAGUGAAGGCCUGUGAAGGCCUCAUGCUUUUGGUGAGUUUGCCAGAACCAGCAGCUGCCAAGUGCCUGACUCAAAACACUUGUUUAUGUGAAUUGUUGACAGACAGGCUGGCCACCCUCUACAAAGCCCUGCCUCAGUCACUGGAUCCCUUAGACAUUGAAACAGUGGAGGCAAUUAACUGGGGUUUAGAUUCCUAUAGCCAUAAAGAAGAUGCAUCUGCUUUUCCAGGGAAAAGAGCGUUGAUUUCAUUUCUUUCAUGGUUUGACUACUGUGAUCAGCUCAUCAAAGAAGCACAAAAGACUGCUGCUGUUGCUAUGGCAAAAGCUGUGCGGGAACGAUUUUUCAUUGAUGUUAUGGAACCCCAGCUGAUGCAAACUUCAGAGAUCGGAAUCCUCACAUCAACGGCACUAUUGCAUCGCAUUGUUCGUCAAGUGACUUCAGAUGUCCUGCUGCAGGAAGUAGUUUAUUUUAUACUUGGAGAAAACAGAGAGCCAGAAACUUUGGCAGAUAUCAACAGACAUCCAUUGCGACACAGAUUAAUCGAACACUGUGAUCAUAUUUCUGAUGAGAUCAGCAUAAUGACUUUACGAAUGUUUGAGCACCUUUUGCAAAAACCCAAUGAACACAUCCUUUAUAAUUUGGUUCUGAGAAAUUUAGAAGAGAGAAACUAUAUGGAAUACAAGCCUCUCUGUCAAGAAGAUAAAGAUGUGGUAGAAAAUGGACAGAUUGCAGGAGCAGUAGACCUAGAGGAAGAUCCGUUAUUUACUGAUCUGUCUCCAGAUAACACGUUAUCAGCUCAAGAAUGGCUCAGUGCUUCUCCACCUGUCAGUCCAGAACAUCCAAAAAAUGAUGGGAAGACUGAAGUUCAUAAAAUUGUAAAUAGUUUUCUCUGUCUUGUACCUGAUGAAGCUAAGUCAUCAUACCAUGUGGAGGGUACAGGUUAUGAUACUUACCUCAGAGAUGCCCACAGACAAUUCCGGGAUUAUUGUGUCAUCUGCUUACGGUGGGAGUGGCCUGGAUCUCCCAGAUCUUUAGAAAAGUGCAAUUUUGAAGCAUCAUUUUUUGAAGGACACUUCUUAAAAGUCCUUUUUGAAAGAAUGGGCAGGAUUCUUGAUCAGCCCUAUGAUGUAAAUUUACAAGUUACGUCAGUGUUGUCCAAACUGUCCUUGUUUCCCCAUCCUCAUAUCCACGAAUACCUUUUGGAUCCUUAUGUAAACCUGGCUUCUGGCUGCAGGUCUCUCUUCUCUGUUAUUGUCAGGGUCGUUGGGGACCUCAUGGUUAGGAUCCAGCGCAUCCCAGAUUUCACUCCCAAACUUCUGCUGGUCAGAAAACGCCUGCUGGGCUUGGAGCCGGAAGGGCCCAUCAUUGACCACAUGACGUUACUAGAGGGCGUGAUUGUGCUGGAAGAGUUCUGCAAAGAGCUGGCAGCGAUUGCAUUUGUGAAGUAUCAUGCCUCAUCUACACCGUAAGCAGCCUUGCUGAGUAGCCAGGCUGGAAAACCACCUAGCCCGUCUCAGUCUAUUGACAGCACCCAGAUGAGAAGAGGUGGUGCCUCUUGGCAAGGUGUCGGUUGACAUUUGGCAGAACUGGAAGACAAGUUACUUUCACCAGAUGUUGACAUUGCAAGAGAGAGCGAUUCGAAUGGACCUAGGAUACGAUUGAAGGCAUUUUGGGAGAAACCAAUACAUAGCAUUUCUAGCCACUGUGUGAAGAGCUGCAAAAGCUGCAUGAAGAACCGCAGACAUCAGACCUUGGUUGUUCUGUUAUAAUGACUAUGUUUAGAGAGUUGGGUCUUUUGUAUGUUCUGGGGCUCACAUGCGCCAAUUUGCUUUUUGUGACCAUAUUACUUCUAAAAAGCAAAGUAAUUUUAUAACAUUUUUAUGUCUUAAUUCUUUUUCUUUUCAGUUGGAUAUAUGAAAGGAAAUCACAACUAUAGUUGAAAUGUAUAUUAUUAAAAAUGAAGAGGUUCAAAAAAUCCACCAAUGCAUAUAUAGUGGGAUAUAUUAAUGAGGAAUCAUUUUUGUUUUGGUGAAUCUUAAAGACAACUCUGAGCUUGAUUCCCCAAUGGAUUACUCCAGGAGAUAUAUCAGUAUAAAAUCAAUACUAAUGAAAUUAAUCCUCAUUCAGCAUCGCAUCCAUAACAAAUAUACCUGAAGUGUAUGUAUUCCUAGCAUGUUUGUAUCUGUCAUUCCAAGUGACUGCUCUUCAGGUCAUCUGUGUAACUAGAUUUACUUUAGGUUUUUGCUUGUCAACUCUAGUUGCUUGACUCACGUCACCUUUACAGGGAAGUUAAUUAUAGGUCAUUAGUAGUUGUUGCUGAAA